Molecule: messenger RNA, 2160 nt
Organism: Cannabis sativa
Lineage: Eukaryota; Viridiplantae; Streptophyta; Magnoliopsida; Rosales; Cannabaceae
Product: COP9 signalosome complex subunit 6a
Exons: 9
Coding region: 117-1109 (330 amino acids)
Biological process (GO): protein deneddylation
Cellular component (GO): COP9 signalosome
Molecular function (GO): metallopeptidase activity; protein binding
Source: RefSeq, a predicted model, not a curated record
CCAGCUAAAAAAUAAAUAAAUAUUGGUCUGAAUUUGGGAAAAGGGUACAGUGAAAGUGCAAUUGCAAAUCGGCGAAAAUAAGAAGAAGAAGAAGAAGAAGAAGAAGAACGGUAACAAUGGCGUCGUCGUCGAGCAGUGGACUAACGUUCAAGCUACACCCACUGGUUAUAGUCAACAUAUCCGAUCACUACACCAGGGUUAAGUCUCAGAUGCAACCACCACAUCUUUCUUCCGAGUGUCACGCCAACAACAACGCCAACGCCAACGCUGCCUCCUCUGAUGCAGCCCCUUCUUCAUCGUCCCCUCCAUCAUCUACACCUCCUAGGGUCUACGGCUGCGUUAUCGGAGUCCAGAGAGGCCGUACCGUCGAGAUCUUCAAUAGCUUCGAGCUUCUCUACGAUUCCACCACUAAUUCCCUCGACCGUGCUUUCCUCGAGAAGAAGCAAGAACUCUAUAAGAAGGUUUUCCCUAACUUUUACGUACUUGGUUGGUACUCCACUGGAAGUGAUGCUCAGGAAUCAGACAUGAACAUUCAUAAAGCUUUGAUGGAUAUUAAUGAAAGCCCUCUUUAUGUUCUCCUCAAUCCAUCGAUCAACCAUGCUCAAAAGGAUCUUCCAGUUACCAUUUUUGAGAGUGAGCUGCAUGUCAUAGAUGGGAUUCCACAACUAAUUUUUGUUCGUUCAAGCUAUACUAUUGAGACAGUAGAAGCAGAAAGAAUCUCAGUUGAUCAUGUUGCUCAUCUUAAACCUUCGGAUGGAGGUUCCGCUGCAACACAAUUGGCUGCUCACCUUACAGGCACUCAUAGUGCCAUCAAAAUGCUGAAUAGCAGAAUUAGAGUGCUACAUCACUAUCUUCUUUCGAUGCAGAAAGGUGAAAUACCUUGUGAGAAUUCACUGCUGAGACAAGUAUCAAGUCUUCUGAGAAGGUUGCCAGCCAUUGAAUCUGGAAAGUUCUUGGAUGAUUUCUUGAUGGAAUACAAUGAUACGUUGCUGAUUACAUACCUAGCCAUGUUCACCAACUGCUCAAGUGCAAUGAAUGAGCUAGUGGACAAAUUCAACACUUCUUAUGAUCGGCAUAGCAGAAGAGGUGGACGAACUGCUUUCUUCUGAUUGUUUGGUCUACUCUUCACCUGACUAUCUCAGUGAGUUGGAAUGGAAUGGAGUGGAAGUAGUUUUUUUUACCUGGUGCUGUUGUUUGUUGAAAUAUACAACAAGGCUUUAGAGCAAUUUGUUUAGAAAACAAUAGAGUGAGAGUGAGAGAUGGAAAUUUGUAUCUUUUUUUGUGUGUUUAACUUACUUAGCCAUUUCUUACUGGUGGAAAUGGAAAAAAUGGAAAUAGUAUGUGGUUACUUCAUGUUUUGAUUAGAAAGUUUUAAAGAAAAGAGCAAAGCAUUUGUAGCUAUUAUUAUUAAUAUUAUUAUGAUAAACCAAAAACAAAGAAAGAAAGAAACAAGCAUUGUAGUCUAUUCAAUUGAAUUCAUAGACAUACAUGUGUUGAGUUUUGAAUUAAAGAGAGAGCUCAGUGUUGGAGAUGAGAAUGCCAUCAGCAUCAGCAUACAACCACUCAGAAUCCCUAAGAAAAACACCAGCAAUAUGAAGAGGAACAUGCUUCUCACCAACACCUCUCUUGAAGGACUUAAGAGGAUGAGAAUUGAGAGCUCUAACACCAAUAUCACAACCAUUGAUCUCAUCCACAUCUCUGAUACAACCAUUGAGCACAAUCCCAGACCAACCCAUGUCAUGAGCCAGCAGAGCCAGGUUGCCACCCAGCAUCCCACAACGCAGGCUGCCCCCACCAUCGACCACCAGCACCCUCCCAUCUCCUCUGGUCUCAAGUGCCUCCCUCACAAGGGUGUUGUCCUCAAACACCUUCACAGUCAUUAUGGGACCUGAGAAUGAUCUCCUCUGUCCGUACAUCUUGAACACUGGCUCCAUGAUUCUCACCUCACCACUUCCCACAAGCCCUGCGUUUGUGUCACAUAGCUCAGCAGUUGCCACCAUCCCAGCCAUCUCUCAAAAUCACUUCUUCUUCUUCUUCUUCUGUUCUCAGUCAAGAGUUUCUUCUUCUUCUUCUUCUUUAUUGGCUUGUGUGCCCUCCUUUCCUCAUCUCAUUCAUAGUCAUCACCGCCUAACUAUAUCUAUUUUAUAUUUAUUUAUCUUC